GUCUUCUUCGUUACCACCAAUCAAUGUUUAAUAAAAAAAGAAAGAAAAGGAAAAACUGCUCCACUGCAUCAGUUGAUGUUAACAAUAAAUAAAUAAAUAACCUGACCUGAUAUCUCUGUUUCCUUUUAUACUCUGAUCCUUUGCCUUUACAGAAAACAGACAAAGAAGGAAUGUGCAAAUCCCACCACCAUAUCUUAACCUUCCACUUGAUUUCGUUUUCACACACCUUUGAUUUUCUCUCCUUUUUAUUCCAGGAAAGUGGUGUUUGUUGAUCGUUGAAGCAAAUAAAACAUGGCUACUCUAAACGAUAUCGGGGUUGCAGCAGCUAUCAAUAUUCUCACAGCACUUGCUUUCUUUUUAGCAUUUGCAAUGCUUCGGAUUCAACCAGUGAAUGACAGGGUUUACUUCCCCAAAUGGUAUAUCAAAGGCUUAAGAAGCAGUCCUUUGGUGAAUGGAAGUGCGUUUGCCAGCAAGUUCGUGAACUUGGACCUGAGGUCAUACACCAGGUUUCUGAACUGGAUGCCUGCCGCACUCCAAAUGCCGGAGCCUGAGCUGAUCGACCAUGCCGGAUUGGAUUCAGCUGUUUACUUGAGGAUUUACUUGUUGGGGCUUAAAAUAUUUGGUCCCAUAGCAUUGACAGCAUUUACGGUGAUGAUUCCAGUUAAUUGGAGCAAUAAUACGUUGGAGCAUUCGGGUUUAACAUACAGCGAUAUAGAUAAGCUCUCUAUAUCAAAUAUUCCGAUUGGAUCGCAUAAGUUUUGGACGCAUUUAGUACUGGCAUAUGGCUUUACGUUUUGGACAUGCUACGUUUUGAAAAGAGAGUAUGAGAUAGUAGCAGCUAUGAGAUUGCACUUCCUUGCGUCGGACCAACGACGCCCUGACCAAUUUACAGUACUGGCCAGAAACGUCCCACCUGAUCCCGAUGAAUCAGUUACUGAGCUUGUCCAACAUUUCUUCCUUGUCAACCAUCCACAUCACUAUCUCAGUCACCAGGUUUGGUCUCUUACAUCAACAUUAAAAAUCAUACCAUCCUCCAUAACCUUUUCUUUGUUGCAGCUUGUUUACAACGCUAACAAGCUCUCAGAAUUGGUCAAUGAGAAGAAGAAAAUUCAGAAUUGGCUAGACUUCUAUCAAAAUAAAUACAAAAGGAAUCCCUUAAAGAGACCUUCAUUGAAGACUGGUUUCCUUGGCCUUUGGGGAAACAGAGUAGAUGCAAUCGAUUUUUAUACAUCCUUUGUUGAGAGAUUAUCUAGAGAUAUAUGUGGUGAGAGAGAGAAGGUUAGUAGCAACACAAAAUCAAUCAUGCCAGCAGCAUUCGUUUCCUUCAAAACUCGAUGGGGAGCUGCUGUGUGUGCACAAACCCAACAAUCUAGGAACCCAACUACGUGGUUGACCGAGUGGGCUCCUGAACCGCGAGAUGUUUACUGGGAAAACUUAGCCAUUCCAUUUGUUUUUCUCACAAUUCGCAGGCUUAUUGCUGCCAUUGCAUUUUUCUUUCUUACAUUCUUUUUCAUGAUCCCUAUAGCUAUUGUACAAUCGCUUGCUAACAUUGAGAGCAUUGAGAAAGCGCUUCCCUUCCUCAAACCCAUAAUUGAAGUGAAAUUCAUAAAGUCAUUCAUCCAAGGUUUUCUUCCUGGGAUUGCUCUGAAGAUAUUUCUUUUGUUCCUGCCUACUAUAUUGAUGAUGAUGUCAAAGUUCGAAGGAUUUAUUAGCCUAUCUGCUCUGGAAAGGAGAUCUGCGAGUAGAUAUUAUUUCUUCCAAUUUAUUAAUGUUUUUCUUGGGAGCAUAAUAACUGGAACUGCGUUUCAGCAACUUAAUCAUUUUAUCCACCAAUCUACUAGUCAGAUACCAAAGACAAUUGGGGUCUCAAUUCCAAUGAAGGCAACAUUCUUCAUUACUUAUAUAAUGGUUGAUGGUUGGGCCGGAGUUGCUGGGGAGAUACUGAGGUUGAAGCCCCUGAUAAUCUACCACUUAAAGAAUUCUUUCUUGGUUAAGACAGAAAAGGACCGGGAAGAAGCAAUGGAUCCCGGGACCAUUGGCUUUAACACCGGCGAACCUCAAAUACAGCUUUACUUCCUACUCGGUCUUGUCUAUGCUGUGGUGACUCCGAUACUGCUUCCCUUCAUAAUAGUAUUCUUUGCCUUGGCUUAUGUCGUAUACCGUCAUCAGAUCAUAAAUGUUUACCAUCAGGAAUAUGAAAGUGCUGCAGCAUUCUGGCCUGAUGUUCAUGUCCGUGUCGUUGCUGCAUUAAUCGUCUCACAGCUGCUACUAAUGGGAUUAUUGAGCACUAAAGAAGCUUCUCAGUCGACUCCAUUGCUUAUCACCCUUCCCGUAUUGACCAUAUGCUUCCACAGAUUCUGCAAAGGGCGUUAUGAACCAGCUUUUGUUAGAUAUCCUUUACAGGAAGCAAUGAUGAAAGAUACAUUGGAGCGAGCAAAGGAAGCAAACUUGAACUUGAAAGGGUUCCUUCAAAAUGCGUACAUCCACCCGGUUUUCAAAUCUGCGGAUGAGAGUGAUAGUGAGAGUGAGAGUGAGUGGGAGCGUUCCCCGGCACUGGUUGCAACGAAACGCACGUCGAAAAGGUUUACUCCAAUGCCUAGUAAAGAUGGUGGAUCAGUGCUCUCCCUAGACCAAGUUAACGAUGAAUGUUUAAAACCUUAAGACUUAGAAGGUCCAUUGUUAGAUAUUGGUUCACUCUCGCACUGUACAUGUGUGAGGUCUUUAGGAGGGUUUUAAGUGGUUGAAUUCUCCUCACCUCGGCCCCAUUCUGAUACCAUUGUAAAUGAUAAUUAAAGAAAGCAAUGAAGAGAAAUUUCUUUCUUAGUUUUGA
Molecule: messenger RNA, 2830 nt
Organism: Gossypium raimondii (Peruvian cotton)
Lineage: Eukaryota; Viridiplantae; Streptophyta; Magnoliopsida; Malvales; Malvaceae
Product: CSC1-like protein At3g21620
Exons: 10
Coding region: 292-2661 (789 amino acids)
Cellular component (GO): plasma membrane
Molecular function (GO): calcium-activated cation channel activity
Source: RefSeq, a predicted model, not a curated record